This is a messenger RNA of Ananas comosus (pineapple), 2640 nucleotides long. RefSeq lists its product as uncharacterized. The transcript is spliced from 2 exons. Bases 481 to 2067 code for a protein of 528 amino acids. NCBI's taxonomy places the organism in Eukaryota, Viridiplantae, Streptophyta, Magnoliopsida, Poales, Bromeliaceae. The record is from RefSeq and is a predicted model, not a curated record.
UCUCCUCUUUCUCUUCUCUCUUCUCUGUUCUCUCUCCCUCUCUCUCCUCUAUUUGUGACGGAAACCCUGGCGAUGGAGACGGCGAGUUCCGACGAAGCUUCGGGAGGGCUCUUCCUCGCGGCGAUUCGAACCCUAAAAGCGUUUGUUUUGGAUCGGUGGAUGCUUUCGAUGGCCCCGAUCUGGUCGAUUCGGAGGUUCCCUCCAGUUUUCGGUGGGUUCCGUGGGAUUCUUUGAGGGGGGGUCGGUAAAGGUCUCGCCUUUUUGGGUGGAUUCGGCGAUUCGGGCUCGUUUUGGAAUCUGCGGGGUUAUGUGGUUAGGGCUUUGAUUGGGGGGAUUUGGUUCGAAAUGGAAUUGUAAGGGUUUUUCUUGGUGUGUGAUGCUCGUUUGCGCAUCGGGUAGAGGCGGAGGAGGAGGCGGCGAGGAGGAGGAGGAGGAGGAGGAAAAGGUGAAAGGACGGAGCGGGGAGAGAGAGAUCGAUCCAUGGGGGAGUCCCUCCUCACCACCUUGUCCAUGGAGAACCACCACCCUUCCACCCUCCUCUCCAUGGACCCCGCUGGUGCCGGCCCGCCGCCGCAAUCUGCGGCCCUCAACCCUCACAACGACUGUAACGGUAACGAUCUCUUGAUUCAACGGCAGCAGAUCAUCCUGUCGGGCCCGCCGGAUAUCAACCUCCCCCUCUCUUCGGACCCCUCUACUACCCACAGUCCGUGGGGCUCCGAUGCUUGCGACCUGUUCGAUGUUAAUCUCGGGGCCCAUAUCUAUGAUUCCGAUACCGCCCUCGCCCUCCCCAAAACCAACGGCAAUGGAAGCGGCAGCGGAGUUGCUACCAGGAAGUGCGCCAAGAGGGGAGAUAGCAUCUGGGGCGCGUGGUUCUUCUUCAAUUUCUAUUUCAAGCCUGCUUUAGUUGAGAAAUCCAAGGGGAAAAUUGUUCGUGAUGCUAAUGGGGUUUCCGGAUUUGAGAAAACCGAUCUCCGGCUUGAUGUGUUCUUAGUCCAGCAUGAUAUGGAGAACAUGUAUAUGUGGGUCUUCAAAGAGAGGCCUGAGAAUGCUCUUGGUAAGAUGCAGCUUCGGAGUUACAUGAACGGGCACUCUCGGCUUGGUGAACCACAGUUCCCGUUCAGCGUAGAUAAAGGGUUUGUUCGGUCCCACCGCAUGCAGCGUAAGCACUACAGAGGGUUAUCUAACCCGCAAUGCCUUCAUGGUAUAGAGAUCGUGAGGUCGCCCAAUUUGUCGGUAGUCCCAGAAGCCGAUCGGAAGAAGUGGAUGGAGCUCACAGGAAGGGAGCUUAAUUUCUCAAUUCCUGUUGAAGCAGGUGAUUUCGAAUCAUGGAGGAAUCUCCCCAGCACCGAUUUUGAGCUCGAGAGGCAGCCUCCUUCGUCAAAAACCACCAUGCAUCUUCACCAGAAGAAACUAUGUAAUGGCUCUGGCCUCAACUUAUCCACACAGCUGUUGAGCCAUACUUCUGGGGAUGGAACUGGAGAUGCAUCUGGCAUGUGUAAUAAACGCAAAAAGGAUUUCUUUCCCCAUGCAAUGGAGGAAGAUUGCUGCUUAGCUAGUAAUUCUUGUUCAGACGGGGCCCAGGACAUGGAUAUUCAAGCCUCUGAGCCAUCCUGGGUGCAUGACUUCACUGGCGUGAUGAGGCAUGCGUGUGGACCUGUGACCGCUGCGAAGACAAUAUACGAGGAUGAUGGGGGUUACUUAAUAUUGGUCAGCCUGCCUUUCUCUGAUCUGCAGAGUUUGAAGGUUUCUUGGAGAAACACAAUUACUCAUGGGGUAGUGAAGAUAUCUUGUGUUAGUACAGCUCGAAUGCCUUUCAUAAAAAGACACGAUAGGACCUUCAAGCUUACAGACCCUUCUCCUGAGCAUUGCCCUCCAGGUGAAUUUAUUAGGGAGAUACCAUUGGCUACACGGAUCCCAGAAGAUGCUAAACUGGAGGCGUACUAUGAUGAAUCUGGAACUGGGUUGGAGAUUAUGGUCCCAAAACACCGUGUUGGACCAGAAGAACAUGAAGUUCAUGUGUGCAUGCGCCCGCCUCAUCUUGGAUCAAAUGAACUUCUGUUGAGUUGAGAAGGGAGUGAUUUGCGAGCAUGGCAGGUUGCCUUGGCCCACUUUCCAUUUAUUACUAACUCUGUACUAUACGAUGAUAUGCAUGGACGAAACUACAUCUUUACCAUUAGCACUUUAUUUUGCUACUCAGUUUUGCUUAGUACUUCGGACUGCUUCUAUGAUUGGUUGGAGCAAAUGCUGGGAUUAUUGAAUUGUUGCACAUUUGGGAGUUUUGAGGAAACCGGUACAAACUACAGAGUCCGUUGCUGGGUCAUUUUCUCUAUCUUUGGCUUUUUACAUUUUGAAAUGGAUACUCAAGAGUUAACUUUUCUUCCCCCUAGUAUCUUUCUGUGGUCAAAGUGUUUUUUUUUUUAAUUUUUUUUUUUUUUUUAUAACCUUCUUUAGUGCUUAUGGAUAUGUUGGUGGUUCCUCCAUUUACUUUUCUACAGAAUAUAACAAGUUGAUGAUUGUAUAGAUAUUGGUAGUUCAUUGACGUUGUUAGGGGGCUUACUAUUGUUCUGUGGUAAUUCUUGAACAAAGCAUCUCUUUUAUUUGAUGGAGAAUGGCAACAAAUUAAUGCUUCUACAAUUUCAA